Protobothrops mucrosquamatus (brown spotted pit viper) is the source of this 1751-nucleotide messenger RNA. Its product is annotated as zinc finger protein 883-like. The transcript is spliced from 6 exons. The record is from RefSeq and is a predicted model, not a curated record. Gene Ontology annotation, biological process: regulation of transcription by RNA polymerase II. Bases 1 to 1731 code for a protein of 576 amino acids. NCBI's taxonomy places the organism in Eukaryota, Metazoa, Chordata, Lepidosauria, Squamata, Viperidae. Gene Ontology annotation, molecular function: RNA polymerase II cis-regulatory region sequence-specific DNA binding; DNA-binding transcription factor activity.
AUGGAUGUGGAAAAGAUGCAAGAAGAGUUCCAGAAAUCCUUGGAAGCUACGACUGAGUAUCCCAAGGGGGGGAAAGUUUCAUCCAAACCCUCUCAAGAGCUGCUAUUUGAGGAGAACUUCCAGAAAGGUCAAAGUCAGGACAUCACACCAGAGAGUGGAAAGCUGUCUGUGGAAUUUGUAGACUCACCUCCUCUUUGUGGUGGAGCUGAAGGAUUGGCUGAACCUCUACUUCAGGAUGUUGUGUCUUUUGAGGAAGUGGCCGUGUAUUUCUCCAAGGAGGAGUGGUCUCAGCUGGACCCUGCCCAAAAAGCUCUCCACGGAGAAGUCAUGCUGGAGAAUUCCAGGAAUCUGGAUUCUCUGGGCUUUAAUGGGCAAGAAAAUAAGAAUUGCAAGGAAGAAUGCCAAAUGAUCCAUUCAAAAGAGGGAAAAGGGAAGUUUCCAGAUCAGAUACAGCCAAAGAGUGAUGAAACAAAGAAAUCACAAAGUGGAAUGAAAAAAGGCUUUCCGAGGGUCAGUUGGCUUCAUAACCAUACAAGCAUUGAUACGAGAGAAGAACCAUAUAAAUGCAUGGAGUGUGGAAAGAGUCAUGAAAGAAAUCACAAAGGAGAAAGACUUUAUAAAUGCAUGGAGUGUGGAAAGACCUUUACUUGUAGCAGUGGUCUCAGUUACCAUAAGAGGAUCCACACUGGAGAGAAGCCAUACCAGUGCCUGGAAUGUGGAAAGACCUUUACUUGUGGCAGUCAUCUCAAUACCCAUAAGAGGAUCUACACUGGAGAGAAGCCAUAUCCAUGCAUGGAAUGUGGAAAGACCUUUACUUGUAGCACUAACCUCAAUUCCCAUAAGAUGGUCCACACUGGAGAGAAGCCAUAUCAAUGCAUGGAAUGUGGAAAGAGCUUUACUUGUAGCAGUCGUCUCAAUUCCCAUAAGAGGGUCCACACUGGAGAGAAGCCAUAUCAAUGCAUGGAAUGUGGAAAGACCUUCUCUUAUAAGCACUCUCUUACAAUCCAUCAUAGGACUCACAAAGGAAAAAGACCUUAUAAAUGCAUGGAGUGCGGAAAGACCUUUACUCGGAGCAGUAAUCUUAAUUCCCACAAGAGGAUCCACACAGGAGAGAAGCCAUAUCAAUGCCUGGAAUGUGGAAAGACCUUUACCUAUAGCGGUAAUCUUAAUUCCCACAAGACGGUCCACACAGGAGAGAAGCCAUAUCAAUGCAUGGAAUGUGGAAAGAGCUUUACCUGUAGCAGUAGUCUCAGUUCCCAUAAGUGGAUCCACACUGGAGAGAAGCCAUAUCAAUGCCUGGAAUGUGGAAAGUCCUUCUCUUGUAAUUACUCUCUUACAAUCCAUCAUAGGAAUCACAAAGGAAAAAGACCUUAUAAAUGCAUGGAGUGCGGAAAGACCUUUACUCGGAGCAGUAAUCUUAAUUCUCACAAGAGGAUCCACACAGGAGAGAAGCCAUAUCAAUGCAUGGAGUGUGGAAAGACCUUUACCUAUAAAAGUAAUCUUAAUUCCCACAAGACGGUCCACAUAGGAGACAUGCCAUAUAAAUGUGUGGAAUGUGGAAAGGGUUUUAGGUGGAAGUGUGCUCUUAUCUCCCACAAGAGAAGCCACACAGGGGAGAAGCCAUAUCAAUGCAUGGAGUGUGGGAAGAGCUUUGCCUGGAGUCACACUCUUUCUUGGCAUAGAAGGAUCCAUCCAUACACGGGAAAAACCAUAUCAAUAAAAGAAGUGUGAGAAGAACUUUGAAAGAAAAA